Messenger RNA from Asparagus officinalis (garden asparagus), 1805 nucleotides. RefSeq lists its product as uncharacterized. The coding region runs from base 106 to 1617 and encodes 503 amino acids. The transcript has 4 exons. The record is from RefSeq and is a predicted model, not a curated record. NCBI's taxonomy places the organism in Eukaryota, Viridiplantae, Streptophyta, Magnoliopsida, Asparagales, Asparagaceae.
AUCACCUCACACCUAACUAAACUCAAAUCAUUAUAUAAUGACGUAGAGAGAGCAUUUCUUUCCUCUUCGUGCUUUUUCUCACUUUUUUUGACUGCAACGGAGAGAAUGGGGAAUUGGGACUCGAGCUCUCUUCUUCUGCUGUUGGUAGCUGCAGCUUUUUGCGGUGUUAAUGGAGCAGAGGAGGAGUAUAUCUCUGCUGUUGGGGAUCCGGGGAUGAAGAGAGAUGGGCUGAGAGUUGCUCUUGAGGCCUGGAACUUCUGCAAUGAGGUGGGCCAUGAGGUUCCGGGGAUGGGAAGCCCAAGAGUUGCUGAUUGCUUUGAUGUUGAGCGGAUCCCCGAUCCUUCAGAUAAAGGUGAAGAUGAAGAUGACGAUGACAUAUGCGAUGCAAAUUACAAGAUUAUCCACAGAGUAAGAGAAGUGGAUAACAAGCUAGGUACCAACGAUCCUCUAAGUGCAGACACCUACGCAGUUCAGAAGGAGUUGUAUUUAGGCCAAAAAUGUGAAGUUACAGAUGAUGAUCCUAAACAUCCAUGGCAAUUUUGGAUGAUCAUGCUCAAGAAUGGGAACAUGGACACCUCAGCGGGUCUCUGCCCGAAGGAUGGCAAGAAAGUGGGCCCCUUUCCACCGGAAUCAAGAUUCCCGUGCUUCUCUCCGGGGCAUUGCAUGAAUCAACCUUUGAUAUAUCAUAACUACACUGAUAUUGAGGAUGAUUCAACGAUGAGGGGGGGUUUUUAUGGAACUUGGGAUCUAGAUGCUGAUUUGUCGAAGGGUUUGAACAAUGUCUCGUAUUAUUCGGUAACUUGGGAGAAGGAGGUUGGUGAAGGUGGAUGGAAGUUUCAUCAUGUGCUCAAGACUUCUCAUAGGUAUCCGUGGCUUAUGUUGUAUUUGAGGUCAGAUGCUACAAAGGGAUUAUCUGGAGGGUAUCAUUAUCCUACAAGGGGGAUGUCGAAGAUCAUUCCACAAUCUCCCAACUUCAAAGUUCGACUAACCCUAGACAUAAAAAAGGGGGGAGGCCCAAAAAGCCAAUUCUACCUAAUGGACAUGGGCAGCUGCUGGAAAAACAACGGUUCACCCUGCGACGGGGAUGUAACCUCCGACGUCACCCGAUAUAGCGAAAUGAUCAUAAACCCAGAAACGGAAUCUUGGUGCAGCCCUUCAAAGCUCGAUGGCUGCCCACCCUUCCACACUUUCGCCAAUGGGACCCGAGUGCAUCGAAAUGAUACUAGAAACUACCCUUAUGGUGCGUAUCAUAUGCAUUGCUUCCCGGGGAAUGCGCAGUAUGCUGAGGAGCCGUUCAAUAUUUGUGAUCAGUAUAGUAAUCCUCAGCCUCAGGAAAUUCUUCAGAUAUUGCCUCAUCCUGUUUGGGGGGAGUAUGGGUAUCCGACGAAGAAGGGUGAAGGGUGGGUUGGAGAUGCGAGGACUUGGGAGCUUGAUGUUGGUGGGAUGUCGCACAAUCUCUAUUUCUAUCAGGAUCCUGGCACGGCUCCAACGAAGAGAAGUUGGCCUUCCCUCGACGUUGGCACGGAGAUUUAUAUUAGCAACGUGGAUGAAGUGGCUGAAUGGACAGUCAGCGAUUUCGACAUCUUAAUCCCAAAGGUUAAACCUGGAUAUAUUUAAACUACACCUAUAGAGAGAUGAGAUUCAUUUCCAGAAGCUGAAUUCUUUUUUUUUUUUUCACCUUUAAGGCCAAUCAAGAUAGGAACUAAUCUUUCUGUAGAAAAUAUCAGGCUUCGGCAUAAUCAGCUCAUUUAUGCCUCUCCUUGGUCAAGAAAUGUUAUUUAUCAAGUUUUUCCGCCUUUUUUCUA